This is a messenger RNA of Neopsephotus bourkii (Bourke's parrot), 2608 nucleotides long. It is a transcript of the gene PFKM, whose product is annotated as phosphofructokinase, muscle. Gene Ontology annotation, cellular component: cytoplasm; membrane; 6-phosphofructokinase complex. Gene Ontology annotation, biological process: fructose 6-phosphate metabolic process; canonical glycolysis; fructose 1,6-bisphosphate metabolic process. NCBI's taxonomy places the organism in Eukaryota, Metazoa, Chordata, Aves, Psittaciformes, Psittacidae. The record is from RefSeq and is a predicted model, not a curated record. The coding region runs from base 33 to 2606 and encodes 857 amino acids. Gene Ontology annotation, molecular function: identical protein binding; 6-phosphofructokinase activity; AMP binding. The transcript is spliced from 22 exons.
GCAGCCGCCGGUGCCGGUGCCGGUGCUGGGCUAUGGUGGCCGUCCCCGUCCCCGAGCUGUCCCCCGAGGCCUCCCGGCUCCUGGUCUCGGCGCUCCUGGCCCUCGCCGCCGGCCUCCUCCUCCUCAGCUUCCUCCCGCCCGCCCCGAAGGGGGGGCCCCCGCCAGCCAAGAAGAUGGCUCAGAGCCGGUCGGGACAUGGACACGCCGAGAACAUGGGCAUCGGCAAAGCCAUUGCCGUGCUCACGUCCGGGGGGGACGCGCAGGGCAUGAACGCAGCCGUCCGCGCCGUGGUGCGGGUGGGCAUCUACACCGGUGCCAAGGUCUACUUUGUGCAUGAGGGCUACCAGGGGCUGGUGGACGGGGGGGACAACAUCAAGGAGGCCACGUGGGAGAGCGUGUCCAUGAUGCUGCAACUGGGGGGCACGGUCAUCGGCAGCGCCCGCUGCCAGGACUUCCGCACGCGCGAUGGACGCCUCAAAGCCGCCCGGAACCUGGUGAAGCGCGGCAUCACCAACCUCUGCGUCAUCGGUGGUGACGGCAGCCUCACCGGUGCCGACACCUUCCGCGCCGAGUGGAGCAGCCUCCUGGAUGAGCUGGUCAAAGGGGGAGGGAUCACGGCGGAGGAGGCGAAGAAGUCGAGUUACCUCAACAUCGUGGGGCUGGUGGGCUCCAUCGACAACGACUUCUGCGGCACUGACAUGACCAUCGGCACCGACUCAGCGCUGCAUCGCAUCAUGGAGAUCGUGGAUGCCAUCACCACCACGGCGCAGAGCCACCAGCGGACCUUUGUGCUGGAGGUGAUGGGGCGCCACUGCGGGUACCUGGCACUCAUCACUGCCCUGGCCUGUGGUGCCGACUGGGUCUUCAUCCCCGAGUCCCCCCCUGAGGACGACUGGGAGGACCACUUGUGCCGGAGGCUGACGGAGACCCGCCUGGGCGGCUCGAGGCUGAACAUCAUCAUCGUGGCCGAAGGCGCCAUCGACAAGCACGGCAAAGCCAUCACUGCCGAUGACAUCAAGACGCUGGUGGUGAAGCGUUUGGGAUACGACACCCGGGUCACCAUCCUGGGCCAUGUGCAGCGUGGUGGGACUCCCUCUGCCUUCGACCGCAUCCUGGGGAGCCGCAUGGGGGUUGAAGCCGUCAUGGCACUGCUGGAGGCGACCCCUGAAACCCCCGCCUGCGUCAUCAGCCUCUCGGGCAACCAGGCCGUGCGCCUGCCCCUGAUGGAGUGUGUGCAGGUGACCAAAGAUGUGACGACGGCGAUGAACGAGGGCCGCUUUGAGGACGCCCUGAAGCUGCGGGGCCGGAGCUUCCAGAACAACUGGAACGUCUACAAGCUGCUGGCGCACAUCCGCCCGCCCUCCACCAAGAGUGGUUACACAUUGGCUGUGCUCAACGUGGGCGCCCCGGCCGCCGGCAUGAACGCGGCUGUCAGGUCAACCGUGCGCAUCGGGCUCAUCCACGGGCACCGCAUGCUGGCCGUGCACGAUGGCUUCGAGGGGCUCGCCGAGGGCAAGAUAGAAGAGAUCAGCUGGGACCGCGUCGGCAGCUGGAUAGGGCUGGGAGGAUCCAAACUGGGGACAAAGAGGACCUUGCCCAAGAAAUACUUUGAGGAAAUCAGCAUCAACAUCAGCAACUUCGGCAUCCAUGGACUGAUCAUCAUCGGCGGCUUCGAGGGAUUCACAGGCAGCCUGGAGCUGAUAGAGGGAAGAGCCAAGUUCGAGGAGCUCUGCAUCCCCCUCUGCGUCAUCCCCGCCACCGUCUCCAACAACGUCCCCGGCUCUGACUUCAGCAUCGGCGCCGACACCGCGCUCAACACCAUCACCACGACCUGUGACCGCAUCAAGCAGUCAGCGGCGGGGACCAAGCGCCGCGUCUUCAUCAUCGAGACCAUGGGCGGCUUCUGCGGCUACUUGGCCACCAUGGCGGGGCUGGCGGGCGGUGCUGACGCUGCCUACAUCUAUGAGGAACACUUUAACAUCCACGACUUGCAGGUCAACGUGGAGCAUCUAACUGAGAAGAUGAAGACGAUGGUGAAGAGGGGGCUGGUGCUCAGGUACGUGCCUGUGUUGGGAUGGAGGGGAGCUGAGACCGAUGCUCGUGUCACCCCCAUGAGCCCAUCUCCCUUUCCUUGGUGCAGGAAUGAGCGGUGCAACGAGAACUACACCACGGACUUCAUCUACAACCUCUACUCGGAGGAGGGGAAGGGCAUCUUCGACUGCAGGAAGAACGUGCUGGGGCACAUGCAGCAGGGUGGCACCCCGACCCCCUUCGACAGGAACUUCGGCACCAAAAUGGGUGCCAAGGCUGUGGCCUGGAUCACUGGGAAGAUCAAGGAGUGCACCCGGCACGGCCGGAUCUUUGCCAACACGAAGGACUCAGCCUGCCUGUUGGGAAUGCGCAAGCGCAGCCUCGUCUUCCAGCCCCUCAUCGACCUCAAGGAGGAGACGGACUUCGAGCACCGCAUCCCGAAGGAGCAGUGGUGGCUGAAGCUUCGCCCCAUCCUCAAGAUCCUGGCCAAGUACAACAUCGAGCUGGACACCUCGGAGAAAGCCCACCUGGAGCACAUCACACGCAAAGGGAUCGCACUCGAGUCCAACAUCUGAGA